Ictalurus punctatus (channel catfish) is the source of this 3774-nucleotide messenger RNA. RefSeq names its product E3 ubiquitin-protein ligase TRIM35. NCBI's taxonomy places the organism in Eukaryota, Metazoa, Chordata, Actinopteri, Siluriformes, Ictaluridae. The record is from RefSeq and is a predicted model, not a curated record. The coding region runs from base 1659 to 3071 and encodes 470 amino acids. The transcript has 6 exons. Gene Ontology annotation, molecular function: protein binding; zinc ion binding.
GGGAAAAAAGUAUUUGAUCCCCUGCUGAUUUUGUACGUUUUCCCACUGACAAAGAAAUGAUCAGUCUAUAAUUUUAAUGGUAGAUUUAUUUGAACAGCGAGAGACAGAAUAACAACAAGAAAAUCUAGAAAAACGCAUGUCAAAAAUGUUAUAAAUUGAUUACGCCGUGAUCAAAAAUGCUCAUAAACAAAGCGUUCAAGUAAAUCUAUACAGCGAAGCAAUAAAUAAAUAAAGCAAUAGGAUGUCCAACAAGCACAUAUGGGUGUCACGGUCAGGUGGCCACAUACUUUUGGCCAUAUAGUGUACAGAACUACUGCUAUGUGAGUGUCAAUGAGAGGCUGAAAAUGAUCCAAUCCACAAACCCAAAGAAGAGCUGCUCAGUGGUAUUCCUAUGGUGGUGUCUCUGGUGGCAUUGAUUAAAGGGAUAGAAGAAAGCUGAUUUGCACCUGCACUAAAAUAGAAUAUCUCUGUGUUACAAAUGUCUAUAAAGUGACAGAAAUUCAGUAACUCACUCUGAACUGUCCAGUUUACAGUUUCAGUCCCGCAGUAGAUCGUUCAGCAGGUUCACUCCUGGGGCUCCAUGUUUAUUGCCAUACAGAUCCAGCUCUUUCAGCUGUCAUGAGGUGUGUGUGUGUGUGGCUGUGUGUGUAUAAGACAGACACAGAGAGAGAGCGAGAGAGAGACAGAGAAAGAACUCAACGCAGUAUCUCCACGGUACAGUGUGGAUUCUGCAGUCCCUCAGAGAGCAGCUUCACUCCUGAAUCUGGCAGGUUAUUGCCCCUCAGAUACAGUUCCCUCAGACUGGAGGAUUUAGAACUGAGAACUUUGGACAGAAUUGCAUGGCUUUCCUUUUCAAGAUUACAUGAACGCAGCCUAAGAGAGAUGUAAUGAUAAAUCAGAACACUGACAUCUCAUCACACACACGGUGCCUUCUGAAACUACCUCACUUCUUCUGGUUUUGCUGCAAAAACCCUAACAAACAGAAGCUACAAGUACUUAAAUACAGUCACUUAUUUGGCUGUCUUAAUCAGAAAAGAAAGAUCCAAGAGAUCAUGGAAGUCAAAGGAAUCAAGUCUAGCUUUACCUCCCGAGCCUACAUAACAGCUCUGAUUAAUCACACAUGGAGCUGGCUAGGACAGGGGCUUGGGUGCCAAUAUUUAAGAGAGUAGUAAUUAACUGGCAUAUACAGGGCACCUCGCAACGGUGCAAUGGUUGCAGACCCCACUCCCCCUCCAGCUGCAGACCCCACUCCCCCUCCAAACUUUUUAUUCUCAGUCCAGAAGACAAGUGCUGUUAAUGAACUCGUAUUCAGAAUUUAAACAGAAGUGAUCUUUAUCUGCUGUUUCUGCUGUCUGUAUUGAGUGGAACAGGUCAUAUCCUGUCUCUCUAAAACUCCUCCCAUUAAGGAAGUACAGAGUCUGAGACGACUGCAGUCCUUUUGCAGUGUUCUGCUCUGGUGAGUUUAGUUUUAUUUUCGGUUUAUGGAGAAUUCUGAGUCUGGUUUUCAGCUCUGUGAAAGGAAGUGAUUACUAACUGGACCUGCAAAGUCAUAUAUUAACUUUAAACAAACCUGAAAUCAGGGUGUGAUUACUUUUGAUCAAAGUGAAAGUGGAUCUGAACAUUCGGACUGGAGAGAACAACAACAGCAGCAAAAUAAAAUGGCUUCUAAGUUUUCAGAGGAGGAUUUCUCUUGUCCUGUGUGCUGUGAAAUCUUCACGGAUCCUGUUCUCCUGCGCUGCAGUCACAGUGUGUGUAAAGUGUGUUUGCAGAAGUUCUGGGAGACCAAAGGAUCCAGAGAAUGUCCUGUUUGUAGGAGGAAGUCGUCUAUGAAUGAACCUCCCAGAAAUCUGGCCUUAAAGAACCUGUGUGAGACUUUCUUACAGGAGAGAAGUCAGAGAUCUUCAUCAGCGUCUGAAACAGUCUGCAGUCUGCACAGUGAGAAACUCAAACUCUUCUGUCUGGAUGAUCAACAGCCGGUGUGUGUGGUGUGUCAGACUUCAAAAAUACACACCAACCAUAAAUUCUCUCCCAUUGAUGAGGCAUUAACAGACUGUAAGGAGGAGCUGAAAACUGCUCUGAAGCCCCUACAGGAGAAACUGAAGAUCUUUAAAGACUGUAAACUGAACUGGAGUCAGACUGCAGAACAUAUAAAGAUUCAGGCCCAACACACAGAGCGGCAGAUUAAGGAGGAGUUUGAGAAGCUUCACCAGGUUCUACGAGAUGAAGAGGCAGCCAGGAUAGCUGCACUGAGAGAGGAAGAGGAGCAGAAGAGUCAGAUGAUGAAGGAGAAGAUUGAGAAGCUGAGCAGAGACAUAUCAUCUCUUUCAGACACAAUCAGAGGCGUAGAAGAGGAGAUGAGAGCCGAAGACGUCUCGUUCUUACAAAACUACAAGGACACAGUGAGAAGAGCUCAGUGCACACUGCAGCAUCCAGAGGAGCUUUCAGGACCACUGAUCCAUGUGGCAAAACAUCUGGACAACCUGAAGUUCAGAGUCUGGGAGAAGAUGCAGGAUGCUGUCCAAUACACACCUGUAACUCUGGACCCCAACACUGCUCAUCCUAAACUCAUUGUAUCUGAUGAUCUGACCAGUGUGAGAUUCAGUGAUGAGGAACAGAAGCUUCCUGAUAAUCCAGAGAGAUUUGAUGUUCAUGGCUGUAUCCUGGGCUCUGAGGUCUUUAACUCAGGGAAACACUGCUGGGACGUUGAAGUAGGAGACUGUACACAGUGGUUAGUGGGUGUGAUGACAGAAUCUGCUCAGAGGAAGGGAAAUAUAUUCUCCAGAAGUGGAAUCUGGUGUGUGUGGUAUUCUGAUGGUGAAUAUGGAACACGUUCUACACCACAGUCACACACUCUCCUCUCAGUAACACAGAAGCUCCAGAGGAUCAGAGUGCAGCUGGACUGGAACAGAGGAAAGCUGUCGUUCUCUGACCCUCUCACUAACACACACAUACACACUAUCACACACACAUUUACUGAUAAAUUACUGCCAUUUAUAUGGGUUGUUUGUAAUAAAUCUCCUGUAAAGAUCUUCCCACUUCAGUGCUCUGUAAGAGUGAAUCAGAUCAGUUAGAGCCGAUAUUGUUUUAUUCCAAUUCAUUAAUGAAAUAUUGCUGAUGAAAAGAUUCAUGUUCUUUGUGAAAGUCUGUUUUUACUGAAGCUCUGAACACUUCAUUGUGGAAUUUAUUUUGAAGUGUGUAACGACACAAGACGGUUAACAGGAAGUAAGCGCAGGAGCAAUGUCUUUAUUGAUAAACCAAGCAAACAAAACACAGGGAACGCGGUCUAUACUGAACUAGACUAGCUAGAUUAAACAUGGGACUAGAGUCUAGGCAUUACACGAAAACAGGACAUGGAAAUAAGACCGCUAGCAUGCUACACGCAUUCGCUACUACAUUCAAACAUAUAGAUCUAAUACUGCGCGAAGUGCACAGCAACACAAGGGGUUUAAAUAAUCAACAGAAUUAAACUAAAUCACCGACACCUGGAGUAAAUCAACCAAUGCUCGCACACAGGGAGAAUCAAAACAAACGAACCGCGCGUGUCCAUAUACAAGAGUCUCGUGCACGCGCGCUCAGCAGCAGUCUUUGCGCUUCGACGCCGCAGCGCCCUCUGCCGGCGGUAGCGUAACAAAGUGUUCUAUUAUUAUUUCGACUCGCCUUAUCAGUUACAUCAAAAUAAUGUGAAAACUCAAAAUAAUAAGAUAAUAUCUCAGAUAUUAAUAUAUCUUGAAAUUCCAAGAUAUUCAUUGAAAUAUUUUAAGUGAAAAUAACGAC